GAGCUGAUGCGGCCUGUCCCCAGUGUCGUCGCGGAGGGUUUGCCACCCGGAAGCACCUCCGGCUCUCACCCCGGCCCUGGGUCUGUGUCUGCGAUGUCUCUGCUUCACGCGCUGGGUCCUGUGCAGACCUGGCUGGGACAGGAACUGGAGAAAUGUGGCAUCGAUGCCAUGAUUUACACGCGGUAUGUCCUCAGCUUGCUGCUUCACGACAGCUACGACUAUGACCUGCAGGAACAGGAGAAUGACAUCUUCCUGGGCUGGGAGAAGGGCGCCUGUAAGAAAUGGGGAAAGAGCAAGAAGAAGUCUUCAGACCUCACGCUGGAAGAAAUGAAAAAGCAGGCAGCAGUCCAGUGUCUCCGUUCUGCAUCCGACGAGAGCUCAGGCAUCGAGACGCUUGUGGAGGAACUGUGCUCCCGGCUGAAAGACCUGCAGAGUGAGCAAGAAGAGAAGAUUAACAAAAAACUGGAAGGAUCUCCCUCCCCGGAAGCAGAGCUGUCCCCAACAGCGAAGGAUCAAGUGGAGAUGUACUAUGAAGCGUUCCCUCCACUCUCUGAGAAGCCCGUCUGCCUGCAGGAGAUCAUGACCGUGUGGAACAAAUCCAAAAGCUCUUCUUACUCCAGCUCUUCGUCGUCAUCCACAGCCCCGCCAGCCAGCACCGACACAUCCUCUCCCAAGGAGGGUCCCAGCGAGAGCGAGGCCACCAGGGCGAGGGGCCGGGGUGCGCCCUCCCGCCCCCACGACGGGGCACUGGGCCGGAGCCCGAGCCAGCCCGAGGCUGGGCCGGAGGAGCUGCCAGCGCCUUCCGCAAAACAGGGCCGGCACCGGCCCGAGGGCAAGGCCCGCCCCCGCUCCUGGUCCUCCGGCUCCAGUGAGGCCGGCUCCAGCUCCAGCGGGCCCCUGGGAGAGCCCCGGGGACCCACCAAGUGCGUCCGAGUGCGGCACCGGGCCCGGGAGGCACGCAGCAAGAAGGGGCGAAGCGGGCAGGGCCGCCUCCCAGGCAGGGCGGUGGAGAGGGGCGUCCGUGCGGGCAGCAGCAGCAGCAGUGGCGGCGGCUCCAUCAAGCAGCUGUGCAGACGCGGCCGGAGGCCCCCGAAGGAGCCGGGGCGCAGGGACGGCGGCCCCGAGCGCCCGGAGCUGUGUGCCGAGGGCCGGGCCGAGCAGGAGUACAAGGAGGAGCCGCUCUGGUACACGGAGCCCAUCGCCGAGUACUUCCUGCCCUCCAGCAGGAAGAGCAAGCUGGAGACCACCUACCGCCACCGGCCGGAGCCCAGCCUGCUCCUCGCGGACGCUGGGGGCGAGCUGGCGGAGGCCGUGCGUGGGCUGUGCGUCGGUGGUGGCCCCCACGGGGCGUACCUUCCCGCCGGCACCUUUGUCGACGGUCACUUUGUGGAGAUGCCUGCAGUGGCCAGCGAGGCCAUCGGCCUCACUGGAACGUCGUUCUGUUCUCCUUCGGAGGACACGCAUCUCACAGAUGACAUUCAUCUGUCAGAAUUCACGCACUUCUAUGAAGUGGACAUUGAGCGAUCCAUGUUGGAUCCUGGUGCCUCAGAAACAAUGCAUGGAGAAAGUCGGAUCCUGAACAUGCUCCGAAAGAAAGGCAGCGAGCAGGCGGGCCUCGAGGCCGAGUGUUGUAUAGUGUUUGACGGAAUGGAGUUGGAAGGGGAGCGUGCAAUAUGGGCCGAGCCUGCCGGCCCGGGGGCCGCCGAGGGCCUGCUCCUGCGAGGGACCGCGGAGGGCCUGGCCCACUUCUGGGACUGCAGCUCGUCCAGCUCGGGGGACGCUGACGCCGAGAGCUUCGGGGGAGACUCACCAAUCCGGCUCUCUCCGCUCCUGGACGGGUCCGUGCUCGGCCCACACCUGCUGGCCAGCGGCCAGGAGCUCUUCUCGGACAUUCGUGAAGGAUCUGGCAUCAACUCUUGUUUUUCGGUGUUUGAAGUGCAAUGCAGUGAUUCUGUCCUGCCGUUUUCUUUUGAAACACUCAACUUGGAAAAUGAAAAUGCAGACUCUAGUGCUGCCGUGCUCGGGAAGACCCGGUCGCGACUGCUCAUGUGGACCAGAAACAGUGCCUUUGACGAGGACGGACACUGCUCCAACCUCUCCACGAGGACCUGCAGCCCCUGCUCCCACUCGGACACGGAGACGCUGAGCGGCCAGCUGGAAGAGGCCGUGAGCUACGUGGUUCCCGCUGUGUCCUCGCAUUACGGUGACGAGGAGCUGCUCGAGUUCCUGCAGGACGAAGCUUGCCAGACGCCCUGCAGGACUCUGGGCCCCAUCCCCACCUUGGUUUCCAAGAGGAAGUCGAAGCUGGAGUCUGUCUGUGGAAUCCCACUUGAACAGCAGCCAGGAAGCAGAGACGUGGCCAGCCCACCGCCAUGCGGAGGCUGCACUCCACCUGGGGACAGCCACCGCUCGGGGCCCAUGAAGGGCAUCUGGACCCCAGUGGCCACAGUGGAGACAGAUGUGAUGGGCAGCGAACUGUUCUCUGCCAACGUGAAUAAGUACUGCUGCUGUGUGGACACCGAGACCGAGGGCCUCCAGGAGCCCCAAAAAGCCGUGCAGAGGUCGGAAUACCGCCUGUGGGAGGGCCAGAGGGGUGGCCUGCAGAAGCCGGUGGAGAUGGAUGCGGGGGACUACACCACGCCCUCCAGGCCCUGGGAUGUGGCUCAGGAGAAGGAGAGUGCGUUCAUCCUGGGGGGUGUGUAUGGGGAGCUCAAGGCCUUCGGCAGAGAUGGAGAGUGGGCCGUGGUGCCGCCUGGCCCCGCAAGGGGCAGCCUGCUGCAGUGUGCCGCCUCGGACGUGGUGACCAUCGCCGGCACCGACGUCUUCAUGACACCCGGAAAUAGCUUUGCUCCAGGCCACAGGCAGCUGUGGCGGCCUGUGGUGUCCUUUGACCAGAAUGACCCGCCCAGGAGCGGAGAGUGCGGCUGGGACAAGGGGUUUUCCUUCAUCUUCCACGAAGACUUGCUGGGCGCAUGCAGCAGCUUCCAGAUGGAAGACCCAGGCCUUGAGUGUCCACUGUCAUCCCUGGACCUGAGCGGUCCCCUCUCCCAGGUCCUGCACGUCGAGUGCGCCUUGGAGCCUGAAGGGAUUGCGUCCUUCAGCCCCAGUUUCAAGCCCAAGUCCAUCCUCUGCUCUGACUCGGACGGUGAAAUGUUCCAGCCCAGAACCUGCGGCGUGGACCGGACUCAGUACAGGGCCAUCCGCAUCUCUCCUCGCACCCACUUCCGUCCCAUCUCUGCGUCCGAGCUGUCCCCAGGAGGAGGGAGUGAGUCCGAGUCAGAGAAAGAGGAGGGCAGUGUCCCCGUCCUCCCGCAGGCUGACGCCUUCCAGGACCCCCAGGCUGACCUGAAGCCUCUGGAGGAGGAUGCGGAGAAAGAAGGCCAUUACUAUGGGCAGUCGGAGCUGGAGUCCGGCAAGUUUCUGCCCAGGCUGAGGAAGUCUGGGAUGGAGAAGAGUGCGCAGACCUCGCUCGAUUCCCAGGAGGAGGCGGUCGGGGGCCCCACGGCAGGAAAGCCGGGGCCGUGUCUGGAAUGCAGCGAGAGGGAGGCCCCGCAGGGGCCACGAGGAGGCCCGGAUGCAAACUGCAGAGUCAUGGCGCCGUGCGAGGAGGAAGCGGGUCCCUUCUGCAGCUGCAGGGCCGGCUGCCAGCUCCCUGCUUUUGAGGAUAAUCUGGUGUCUCCUGGCCAGCUGGACGAGUUUCCUGCAUUGAACACGGACGUGCAGGGGACAAGGAGACGCCAGGAGAAGCCGAGCUGGUGGGGAAAGGCCUUAUUUUCACCCCUCUUCCCUGCGUCUGAGUGUGAAGAAUGCUACACCAGUGCCAAGGGGGAGAGCAGUCUGGAAGAAUACCAAGACGCUAAAGACACGGCCAGUCACGAGCACCCGCUGGACUUCAACAGGGUGUCAUCCAUGUAUGAGGCCAGGUGCAGCGGGGAGAGGCUCUCUGGGGUGCAGGUGCACGGCUUUCGCAGAAAGGUGGGCGAGGGCCUGGACAGAGAGCUGAGACGGCCGGAGCGGAGCCCGCAGUUAAGCCCUGGGCUGUUGGAAGUAGACUAG
Messenger RNA from Elephantulus edwardii (Cape elephant shrew), 4056 nucleotides. RefSeq names its product KIAA0232 ortholog. The record is from RefSeq and is a predicted model, not a curated record. Bases 7 to 4056 code for a protein of 1349 amino acids. The transcript is spliced from 9 exons. NCBI's taxonomy places the organism in Eukaryota, Metazoa, Chordata, Mammalia, Macroscelidea, Macroscelididae.